This is a messenger RNA of Lytechinus variegatus (green sea urchin), 2041 nucleotides long. RefSeq lists its product as uncharacterized. Gene Ontology annotation, molecular function: protein binding. The coding region runs from base 69 to 1214 and encodes 381 amino acids. The record is from RefSeq and is a predicted model, not a curated record. The transcript has 8 exons. NCBI's taxonomy places the organism in Eukaryota, Metazoa, Echinodermata, Echinoidea, Temnopleuroida, Toxopneustidae.
UUCAACGGGCCGUGGUGGACCAAGCGUGUCGCGAUAUUUUCCUGCGCAUCAAAAUCGUGGAUUCGACAAUGGGAAUACACGCCUCCAAAGGUAGGUCUUCAGCCUCUAAAAGCCGAGGAACGGAUGGGGUUUUCGCAGAGGGAUCACCGGUAACGGAAGGCCAAGUUCAACGCGACGUUGGCGUAAGUGAUGGAGCGAGCCCGGCAGAAACACGCGUGAAGCGGGCGGUAGAGAAGGAAGCGGUUGGAGGGGAAAGAACCGCGGCAAACACCGCUUCACCGCAGACAUCACCAGAUGAACUUGAUGACGACGAACAUCGGCUUCCCAAAACAAGAAAGAUCUUCGUACAGUACGUCCCUGACAAACCGUACGCUGUCACUUACUUUGGAGCUCGGCUUCACUCUCGUGAUUGUCGUCACGUGAUCAGGGAUAUCGCUGGCUCCGGACUGGCAGAGGAAGUCGGACUGAGAAAUCAUGAUGAAUUGCUGAGUAUCAACAACAUAGAGACUGAUUUGACCAAUACAAUUCAGUUAGCAGUCCUUGAGUGUUUGGCAGAUAUCGGUACUCGUAUUGGAUUGGUUAUCAAACGGCAAGAGGACCAAGACGAGGAAAAGUGGUUGUAUGCUUUCCAUCUCGACGAAAAAGAUGGACGACCGAUUGUAGCAACCAUUUCAAGGCAUCUGUUGGACAGCGGAAGUGAGGACAAUUCUUUCAUUGAAUUGCUUCCGGUAGAGACUGCAUUUGAUGUGACACCGACCUAUCAAUACAGGAGGUCAGCACAAGUUGAACUCAUUGAAAUGAGGCUGGAUCGAUUCACAGAGAUCGGUACAACACAGGCAACGUACGUUUCGACAACACAAAACGUGACCCUGAACUACUAUCAAGUUGUAGGUGGUGGCAACCCUCCUGGAAAUCCAAUCGUCAUCUCCCAACCCGGGUCACCCCGUAGACCGAUGUGCGUUGAGGGUGUCAGUGCGGGCGCCCUUGACGUGGUAGCGUUUCCUAGUUGGAUGAGAGAUCCUCGUAGGCAGAUACCACAGAAUAACAAGUUCUUUUUCUUGACAUUGCAUCCUACCGGUUCAACCCGUAUCAAGGCAGCAAACACUAACGACGAUCUCUACAUGACGGCUGAGAGCAUGAACAGGGAAUGGAUUGCUAGUCUUGGUCGAACAGCCUCCGGGUUUCGAAUCGUACCUCAAGGUGGUUCUGCGUGAAAAUCCACCGAAGAAACUCCCACCCUCAUGAUGUAAUGAUGAGAAAAUAAUGCGCUCUAUAAUACAGAUUAUAUGCCAUACAGAAAUAUGGGAAUUCAAUCAACAUUCAUGAGACGACAUGAUUGUGUCAACACGACCAGCACAUAUUUGACAUCACUGUAUUUGAUUUAUGACUGCAUAUAUAUAUAUAUAUAUAUAUAUAUAUAUAUAUAUAUAUAUAUAUAUAUAUAUAUAUAUGUAUAUAUAUAUAUAUAUAUAAAGGAAGAGGGUUCAUUGCACAACGUAUGUUGCAGUGCAUCAUGUUCUAUGUAGAAGCAAAAGAAUCCAGGCAUGGACGCUAGCCGUAGUUUUGAAUCAUAUCUCAUUUAAUUUAUUUAUUUCAAAUAUUUAAAGGAAGGGUAGUUCAAUCAGCAAUAAGCUGGUUUUCGUUGAGGCCCUUUGUCAACAAACACAAAUAUAAAACAUGGUAACAUAUUCAUAUAUAAACAAAGAAUAGUGUAUAAAUACUAAAUAAGCAUAAUUAACUAUGGAAAAUAACAGAACAAAUAAAAUAUGAUACUGUACAGAUGUUACCUAAAACUAAACGACUAAACGAAAACAAUAUAUGCACAUGAAAAGAGAUAAAAUAUGUACAAAAUGAGGAGAAAGAAUAAAAUAGAUUCCAACAUUAGUCUCUAUUACAUAUUAAAGGUUUUUUUUCCCCAUUUAGCCAUUUCUCGUUUGAACUGUUUAAUGUUUUCUAUGAAUCGGAGGUGUUCGGGUAGUUUAUUCCAAUGUAAUGGACCUGUGACAAAAAAUGAUUUCUGAUAAAAGGUUGUACGAGCAUA